AUGUCACAGUUGACUUCAAAUUUUGAUUUAUACAAGAUUCAGAUUAAAAAUGUGACUGAAGUCACUAUGUUUAUAUUGACAGGAUUCACAGGUGAUUUUGAGGUGCAAGUCUUUCUGUUUUUACUAUUUCUAGCUAUCUAUCUUUUUACUCUCAUAGGAAAUUUGGGAAUGGUCAUAUUGAUCACUAUGGAUUCUCGGCUACACAACCCUAUGUACUAUUUUCUGAAUGUGUUGUCCAUCUUAGAUGCUUGUUAUUCUUCAGUUGUCACACCCAAAAUGUUGGUCAAUUUCCUGAAAGAGAGCAAAGCUAUUUCUUAUGUUGGCUGUAUAGCACAAAUGUUUCUCUUUGUUACAUUUGGGACCACAGAAUGCUUCCUCCUGGCUGCAAUGGCAUAUGAUCGCUAUGUGGCGAUCUACAACCCUCUCCUGUAUUCAGUUAGCAUGUCACCCAGAGUCUAUGUGACACUCAUCAUUGCUUCCUACAUAGGUGGCAUUUUGCAUGCUUGUGUGCACACGAUAGCCACUUUUAGCCUAUCCUUCUGUGCCUCCAAUGAAAUCAGACAUGUUUUUUGUGACAUCCCUCCCCUCCUUGCUAUUUCCUGUUCUGAUACUCACAUAAACCAGCUUCUACUCUUCUACUUUGUGGGCUCCAUUGAGAUCGUCACUAUCCUGAUUGUCCUGAUCUCCUAUGGCUUCAUUCUUUUGGCCAUUCUGAGGAUGCGUUCUGCUGAGGGGAGGAGAAAAGUCUUCUCUACAUGUGGCUCUCACUUAACAGGAGUGUCAGUUUAUCAUGGAACCAUCCUCUUCAUGUAUGUGAGACCGAGUUCCAGCUAUGCCUUGGACCAUGACAUGAUAGUGUCAACAUUUUACACCAUUGUGAUUCCCAUGCUGAAUCCCAUCAUCUACAGUCUGAGGAACAAAGAUGUAAAAGAGGCAAUGAAAAGAGUAUUUGGUAAAUUGGUGUUUAUCAAUGAAGUAUCUUUUUACAGUUAA
This is a messenger RNA of Artibeus jamaicensis (Jamaican fruit-eating bat), 993 nucleotides long. Its product is annotated as olfactory receptor 1094-like. NCBI's taxonomy places the organism in Eukaryota, Metazoa, Chordata, Mammalia, Chiroptera, Phyllostomidae. Gene Ontology annotation, molecular function: G protein-coupled receptor activity; odorant binding; olfactory receptor activity. The transcript has a single exon. Gene Ontology annotation, biological process: G protein-coupled receptor signaling pathway; sensory perception of smell. Bases 1 to 993 code for a protein of 330 amino acids. The record is from RefSeq and is a predicted model, not a curated record. Gene Ontology annotation, cellular component: membrane.